This is a messenger RNA of Homalodisca vitripennis (glassy-winged sharpshooter), 1025 nucleotides long. Its product is annotated as UDP-glucosyltransferase 2-like. Lineage: Eukaryota; Metazoa; Arthropoda; Insecta; Hemiptera; Cicadellidae. The record is from RefSeq and is a predicted model, not a curated record. The transcript has 5 exons. Gene Ontology annotation, molecular function: UDP-glycosyltransferase activity. The coding region runs from base 78 to 1025 and encodes 315 amino acids.
GUUUACGCAAGACCGGAAUUUUCUUAUCUGUUCCUUGAAGUUCCGCUGCCGUUUUAUUCUUCUCACUAGUGAGAGAAAUGUAUUGGGGAACAAUUGCCAUUGCCUGCCUGACAGUAGUAUUGGGCUGUGAUGGUGCACGUAUCCUGGGAUUGGCACCAUUCUCCAUGCGGAGUCAUUGGAUCGUGAUGGAACCUCUCUUCCAGAAGCUGGCUGCCGUAGGACACAACGUCACCGUCUUCUCAUCUUUCCCCCAGAAGACACCAUUGCCCAACUACAAAGAUAUUGAUUUCUCUCAUAGAAUGAAACCGAUAGUAGAUACAUUUACUUUUGAUAUGAUCAAAACGACUUUGCCAAGUCCAUGGGUGGCAACAUUUUUCUUUAACUCAUCACAUGGAUCUAGUUGUAAGCUGCUAGAUGAACCGGAAUACAAGGACCUGCUGAGAGCAAAAGAUAACUAUGACAUCAUAAUAACUGAAGUAUUUGGAAAUGACUGUUUUCGCUUAUUAUGCGUACAAGCUUGGAAUUCCGAUGAUUUCGAUUACGACCGUUAUCAUGCACUUUUACAAAGCAGACCUUUCCCUCCUAACGUUGUUGAAAUUGGAGGAAUCCAUAUUAAGGAGAAACAACCAUUAGCGAAGGAUCUACAGGAACUUUUGGAUAAUGCAAAGAAAGGAGCUAUUGUAAUGAGUUUUGGAUCAUUGGUUCGCACAUGUACUUUACCAAAACACGUAAUAAGAAUGUUCAUGAACGUUUUCUCAAGAAUACCACAGAUUGUUAUUUUGAAAUACGAAGAGGAUUUUCCAGAGGCUCCAAAAAAUGUGAUAAUGAGGAAGUGGUUGUCACAGAGAGAUUUGAUAGAGCAUGAAAACGUCGUAGCUGUGAUCGCACACGGAGGCCUAUCAAGCACUAUUGAGGUGGUGAAUUUUGGCAAACCCAUGAUUGGAAUUCCCUUCUUCACAGACCAGUUUCGCAAUGUUAAAUUGGUAGAAGAGAAAGGCGCUUGUAUCUAUCUUGACAUAAAAUGA